AAAUCUUGAAAGCUGGAAAAUACCAUGAUUGGCGGAUUCUAGGGGCGCCCUCGCCGGGUGGAUAGGCUCGACGCGGCCAGGAGAUCCAUGCUCGCCGCCCCGCCUUAAGCUGCUCUGGUUCGCUCUCCUUUCGAUCCAACGCCUUCUCAUGGAAUCCGAUGUCUCGAUCCUUCGCCUCCACCUUGAUCUUGCCGUCGUCCAGAUUUCUCUGGUGACGUCUUUCCCCGCCUUUUCCCCCUCUCGGAGCUCGUUUUCCCCCGUUUUUCUUCCUUCUUUGUGAGCAAGAUCCUUUCCUUCUGCGGAAAGAGUUGGAUUUGGUGGUUCGUUUUGUCUUCCCGGUCGCGAAAACACCUUCUUUGGUUGUUUUCGCUUUUGAUCUGCGUCCACCAAGUUAAAGAGUUCGCUCGAUUUGUUUGAGGCGUGUGGGCAAUCCGAGAUGGGUUUGCUGGAGCAUGAGUUUCUGAGGAAGUAUGUGCUAUUUACCUUCGUUCUUCUUGGUCUGCUGGUUGGUUCGGCGGCUGGAAACGUGGUGCUGAUCGGGAGAAAUGUGUCAUUGUCGUUCCCUGAUGUUGAGGCAAACUUCGCUCGACCAAUCAAAAGGUCUGGUGAAUGCGGGGUAUUAUACGUUGCAGAACCUCUGGAUGCGUGUGGUCCAUUAACAAAUCAAGUUGGUGGAGGUUCAGAGAAUCCAUUUGCAUUGAUCAUAAGAGGAGGAUGUACGUUUGAUGCUAAAGUCAGAAGUGCACAAAAUGCUGGGUUCAAAGCUGCAAUUGUAUAUGACAAUGAAGAUAGUGGAGUAGUGAUUUCAAUGUCAGGAAAUCCAGUUGGCAUCCAUAUCCAUGCUGUAUUUAUCUCCAAGGCCUCUGGUGAAAUAGUGAAGAAGUAUGCAGGCCGUGCUGGUUUGGAGUUCUGGAUUAUACCCACCAUUGACAAUUCAGCAUGGUCAAUUAUGGCCAUCUCUUUCAUAUCACUUCUAGCCAUGUCUGCUGUGCUUGCUAUGUGCUUCUUUGUCCGUAGACACCGUAUAAGGCGUGAACAACCCCAAGUUCCUUACAUCCGAGAGUUCCAUGGAAUGAGUAGUCGAUUGGUGAAAGCAAUGCCAAGUCUCAUAUUCACCUCUGUUUUGGAUGAUAAUUGCACCUCAACAACUUGUGCUAUUUGCCUAGAAGACUACACUGUUGGUGAGAAGCUCAGGAUACUGCCCUGUCGUCAUAAGUUCCAUGCAUUUUGUGUUGAUUGCUGGCUCACUUCUUGGAGAACAUUCUGCCCUGUUUGCAAGCAAGAUGCUAGGGCAAGCAUAGCCAACCUUCCAGCUUCGGAGGGUACUCCCUUACUUUCUUCUGGUGCAGCAACUCCAGCUUCUAAUGCAGGAUUAUCAUCAUAUCACUCGUCCAUGGCAGCAUCCCCAGCCAUCCACAUAUCUACAAUGCCUCCCCGGCCACAAUCAAAUUCCCGGCCACAUUCAUUCUCUAGUACUCUUAAUUCCCCAGUUAUUCAACUCGCUCCAAUGCCUUCCCAAUCACAAUCAGGUUCAUUCUCUAGUGUGUAUCGUAUCCCUAACCUGCAUAGGUCUUAUGGUCACUCACCAUCUGUUCCUAUAAGUAGAAAUUCUUUAGACCGCGGAAACGCAUCAUCUCACAGAUCUCGCUCUUAUCUUGUAUCUCCUCACUCCAUGGGUUAUCCCAUUUCCUCACCUUUGAACUCGAGGCUUGCAUCUUCUUAUCUUCCUGGUUCAAGUAAUGCAUCACCCAGCUAUCUUGCCGCAUCUUCCAGUCGGCAGUCAUACUUGAGACAUUGUACUGAAUCGUCGGCAAGUCUAUCUGCUUUGGCCUCAGCACAAUCUCUGCCAGGAUGUUGAUCUAUGUUGAAUAUUCUGGACUGGGGUCCUGAGUUGGGCACAGAUGCUGCUUUUCUCUACAUGAUUUGUUCUUGGUUUCAUGGGUUGUCAGAUCCUAGAUGGAAGCAUGAGUUGUAGUACCAGAUAUGCUCAGUUAAUUCAUUGUACUGCAACAAUACGGUGAUCCCUGAACUCUAUUAGCAUUUGGGUUUCAUAAAUUUAAUCUGUGUUUGGCUGUCAUCGUUUUGUGAAGGGACCACUGACAUGCUACUGUGCUUUGUUCUAUAGAAGGGUCAGUUCAUUAUUUGUAUACGGGAUGGAACAUUCACCCGACUUAAUUUGUAUGAGGGCUCUGUAAUCUAAAAUUGGGUUAUGUCUACUCUAGGAUCUGACUGGCAAGAGAAAAGCUGCAAUGUUCCUCAA
Molecule: messenger RNA, 2260 nt
Organism: Musa acuminata AAA Group (dessert banana)
Lineage: Eukaryota; Viridiplantae; Streptophyta; Magnoliopsida; Zingiberales; Musaceae
Product: receptor homology region, transmembrane domain- and RING domain-containing protein 1
Exons: 4
Coding region: 437-1858 (473 amino acids)
Source: RefSeq, a predicted model, not a curated record